AACUUUUAUCAUUUUCAUUCGUUUUGGUCCCCUUUUUCAAUCCGUUGGGACAGUCAAGCCCACUUUUAAAGAACCGAAAAAGAGAGAGCUGUUUUGCCCCAUUCCAUUAAAUUCAAGAUCCUCCGACUUAGGGGUAUAUCUUCCUCGAUCCGAUCGUCGUUUCAUACGUCUCUCAAUCAAUCCUCCUCCAGCAGCUACACAUCAUCAAAUCUCACAAAAAUGGACAAGGUGUGUUGUUCCACACACCUCAUAGAAGGGGAUGGUACUUUCAACGUUAAUGGUAUUGAGAGUUUUAUGAAGGAGGUGAAAUUGGCUGAAUGCGGGCUUUCCUAUGCUGUAGUCUCCAUCAUGGGACCGCAAAGUAGUGGGAAGAGCACCCUACUAAAUCAUCUGUUUGGGACCAACUUUAGGGAGAUGGAUGCUUUUAAGGGAAGGUCUCAAACGACUAAAGGUAUCUGGACGGCUCACUGUGCUGGUAUUGAACCUUGCACUCUCGUAAUGGAUUUGGAGGGAACUGACGGAAGGGAACGUGGGGAGGAUGAUACUGCCUUCGAAAAGCAGAGUGCCCUUUUUGCCCUUGCUGUUUCAGAUAUAGUGCUUAUUAAUAUGUGGUGUCAUGACAUUGGCCGUGAGCAGGCUGCCAAUAAACCACUUCUGAAAACUGUAUUCCAGGUCAUGAUGCGGUUAUUUAGUCCACGCAAAACUACUUUAAUGUUUGUAAUACGUGAUAAAACAAGGACGCCACUGGAAAACUUAGAACCUGUUUUGAGGGAAGAUAUUCAGAAGAUAUGGGACUCUGUUCCAAAGCCACAAGCUCACCAGGAAACUCCCUUGAGUGAAUUUUUUAAUGUUGAAGUCGUAGCUCUUUCUAGUUAUGAAGAGAAAGAAGAGCAAUUUAAAGAGCAGGUGGCUAGUUUGAGACAGCGAUUUUUCCAUUCUAUAGCACCUGGUGGACUUGCUGGAGAUAGGCGGGGUGUAGUUCCUGCUUCAGGGUUCUCUUUUAGUGCGCAACAGAUCUGGAAAGUCAUUAAGGAUAACAGGGACCUUGAUCUUCCUGCCCACAAGGUUAUGGUGGCUACCGUACGUUGUGAGGAAAUUGCCAACGAAAAGCUUGCUGCUUUUGUUGCGAAUGAGGAGUGGUGUGAAUUUGAUGCGGCCAUACAAACUGGACCAGUAUCAGGAUUUGGGAAAAAGCUUACCUCAAUCCUUCACACCUGUCUGUCAGAGUAUGAUACAGAGGCUACAUAUUUUGACGAUGGUGUUAGAACAACAAAGCGUAAACAAUUGGAGGAGAAAUUGCUGCAACUUGUCCAACCGGCCUACCAAUCUAUGUUGGGACACAUACGGUCAGGAACUCUAGAUAAAUUCAAAGAAGCAUUUGAUAAAGCUUUAAAUGGAGGGGAAGGAUUUUCUGUGGCUGCUCAUAGUUGUACCAAGAUUUUCAUGACUCAAUUUGAUGAACAAUCUGCAGAUGUCGUUAUUCAACAAGCAAACUGGGACUCAUCGAAAGUGCGUGAGAAACUCCGGCGUGAUAUAGAUGCUCAUGUUGCUGCAGUUUGUGCUGCCAAGCUAUCUGAACUUACCAACCUAUAUGAGAAAAAAUUGAACGACGCAUUGUCAGGACCAGUGGAAGCUCUUUUAGAUGGAGCUGGCGAUGAUACAUGGCCGGCAAUAAGGAAGCUUCUCCGACGUGAGACUGAAUCAGCUGUCUCUGGGUUCUCUGUAGCACUUUCUUCUUUCGACAUGGAUGAACAAACAAUGGACAAGAUGCUUGCGAGUUUGGAGGCUUAUGCAAGAGGAGUGGUUGAGUCGAAGACGAAAGAAGAAGCUGCAAGAGUUCUGAUUCGUAUGAAGGAUAGGUUUGCAACGUUAUUUAGUCAGGAUUCUGAUUCAAUGCCGCGGGUUUGGACUGGGAAGGAAGACAUUCGAGCAAUCACCAAGAUGGCUCGCUCAUCUUCUUUGAAGUUGCUCUCUGUUUUGGCUGCAAUCCGUUUGGAUGACGAGGCUGAUAACAUUGAAAAGACCCUAGCUGUGGCGUUAGUGGAUAAUAGAAGUGGUGCUGUUACCAAUAAGGGCAUCACAUUAGAUGAUCCCCUGGCCUCAAGCACUUGGGAAGAGGUUUCACCAUCAAAGACAUUGAUCACACCUGUCCAGUGCAAAUCUUUAUGGAGGCAAUUCAAAUCAGAGACGGAGUACACUGUCACUCAAGCCAUUGCUGCUCAGGAAGCUAGCAAGCGCAAUAACAACUGGUUGCCACCUCCGUGGGCAAUUCUUGCCUUGGUGGUCUUGGGAUUCAAUGAAUUUAUGACACUUUUGAGAAAUCCUUUGUAUCUAGGUGUAAUUUUUGUUGCUUUUCUGCUUGUAAAAGCCCUAUGGGUCCAGCUUGACAUCUCUGGUGAAUUUCGAAAUGGCGCACUUCCUGGGCUUCUCUCACUGUCUACCAAGUUCCUCCCCACUGUCAUGAACCUUCUCAGAAAACUAGCAGAGGAGGGACAAAAGCCUCCAGCGCCUGAACCUCAGAGGAACCGUCCAGUUGCAGCAAACAGCUUUCAGAGUGGAUCAAACAAUAACGGCGAUGUAUCAUCUACUGCUUCAUCUGAGGUAACAUGGUCUGAAAUUGGGACUGAAUACACGAGUCCCUCGAGGCAGGAAAAAGUGAAGUAAGCUAAUCUGUCUGCUCACCGAUUGAUAUUCUUCGGUUUGCUGCUCUGCUGCUUUCUGCUUCCUCCAAUGCAGGAUGACGCUAAUCACGUAUGGUUGAUCCAUUUAGUUCUAAAUAGUGAGGAACGAGAUUUUGAAGGCAUUGGUUUUUGUGUUAGGUGCCGCAUACUGGGGCUGCCGUUUGUUGUAAUAGGCCCCUGCAUAGGUUUUCGUAGUUCCAGUUUUCAGGUGUCCUAUUUGGUUUUGUGGUUUAUGGGAUGAGUUGAAAGGUUGCUUUAUCCUCUUACCUGUCGUGGUUUUCUGCGUUGUCCGUGUUCUUUUGUAUUUAGCGUAUAAUUAUUUUGAAAUUAGUGGGCCAUUUGUAUUUUGCCGAGAUAACAUUAAUCAUCUUUUACUCGGCAUAAACCCCAAUGGUGAAUUCCUACCACCUGCACUUUGGUAUUGCUUUGUAGAAUGCAUCCUCAGGAGAGGGAAAUUAUAUUGUCUUUUAACUUUGGACAAUGUUGGUGGCCAUGAAAUUUGUAUGGAAUAAAGGCGGGCGCAGCAGCCUAUGCGUUUAGUCGACAAAAA
This is a messenger RNA of Rhododendron vialii, 3231 nucleotides long. RefSeq names its product protein ROOT HAIR DEFECTIVE 3. Gene Ontology annotation, cellular component: endoplasmic reticulum. Gene Ontology annotation, biological process: endoplasmic reticulum membrane fusion. Gene Ontology annotation, molecular function: GTP binding; GTPase activity. The transcript has 23 exons. NCBI's taxonomy places the organism in Eukaryota, Viridiplantae, Streptophyta, Magnoliopsida, Ericales, Ericaceae. The coding region runs from base 220 to 2664 and encodes 814 amino acids. The record is from RefSeq and is a predicted model, not a curated record.